AGUACUCCUAGUAUCCAGGAUCGGAAUUACAAUGUGCCAUUGUUUUACGGUAUUAGCUGUAAAAAUAAAGGCGUAAGGUCCGUGGGCAAUAAAGCUUUAUGGCACGUGAGAGCGGACCUUAGAUCUUUAUUUAAUAGGGUUGAAGAGUCAAAUUCAUUUGCAGCAUUUCUUUGAGCCCGGAAGGACGAGAAGGAAUUUUGAUAUGGGAUCCCAACUAUUUCCCAUGGUCGAAAUGGUGUCCUGUAUUGUUGUUCUAUAUUUUGUACAGUCUGUUCAAUGGACAAUGGAAACCUGUCUGUUGUUCUGUCAGAUUUCCGUGAAAAUGUGUGUAGUGGUGUCCCUCUACUGUAUAUUCGUACUGUCUGUGGUUAAAUGUUUUAUGUCAAAUCUACAGGCAGCGGCCAGUUUACAAGUUACACCAACACCAUGUUCAUGAAUGGGUCACUCCACUACACGUAACAUCAUAUUGCCUUAGUUUUACCAAAAAAUAAGGGAGUUUAGUAACUUUUUUUUGAUGGCAGCAGAUGGUUGAUUUUUUUUCACAAACAUAAGGUAACUGGUGAGGACUCGAUGAAAAGCAAGUAGAAAGAAGAAUGGUCUUUGGAAUGAAGAUUCUUGUUUCAUCCUGAUAAAACUGUAGUCAGAAUUUGAUUCCAGCUGAACAAGAUGAUGGACCGGUCCUUCCCUGUGACAGAACAUAAUCCUUGUUACCAGCAAGACUGCGGCCCUUGAUGACAGCCUUUAAGCAUUCUUCACAUGGAGUCCUUCAAUGCAAUGUUCCAAAGCAGUUUUUAAGCAAUCCUGGAAAUGCAGAGUGAUGUCAUUUUGGCCUGGGACCUGCACAAUCUGAAGAUGUCUCUAGUUGGUUUUCUGUUGGAAAAGAUGGGAUAAGCUGUGUAUAGAGCCACAAUCUAAUUGGCAGCAAACAAUUUCAUGGCGUUUCAUGUCAAUACCCUCUGAUAUCUCUGUGAUAUGAUCCCACAAACUUCUAGAGAUGGAUGCACACAACCCAGCACUGCAUACAUGGGGGUACAAUGUAAACUGGCCACUUGUUGUAGACUGUUGUACUGUUGUUGUGUUUUGUUGUGUAGUUGAUGUACUGUACCUGUGUCACUUUUUAACCCAGAAAUCGAAAUGGACUUUGUUGUCCCGCUGAAGGAUGUUUCUGUGCCUGAAAAGAAACAGGCUAAGUUUGAAUGCACCAUCACGAAGGAUGUCUCUAAGGUCAUGUGGUAUAAAGGGGAUGACAUUGUCACCCCAGACCAAAAGUAUGACAUCAUCGAUGAUGGAAAGAAGCAUAUGCUGAUUAUAAACUGUUGUGAGUUUGAUGACGAGGAUGAAUAUACGAUUGCGGUUUUGGGAAAACUCUCAACAGCUAGACUCACAGUGGAGGGUAUCAGGCUCAAAUUUAUCUCGCCAAUAAAGGACCAAACUGUGAAGGAAGGCAAAACAGCUCGGUUCGAGCUGGAGCUCUCUCAUGAGAACAUCCCCGUCACCUGGUACAAGAACGACGUUAAAAUUCAUCCCAGCAGGACAGUGGUCACUCAUGUGGAUGGAAAGAAACAUGUGCUAGAAAUAAAGGAAGUGACUCUAGAUGAUACAUGCCAAAUUAAGGCUGAGGCCAAAGGAAUUCCUUCCAUGGCUAACCUGACGGUCAUAGAGGGAGAUGCGUACUUCACAGUUAAGCUGCAGGACUAUACUGCAGUGGAGAAAGACGAGGUGGUUCUAGAUUGCGAGCUCAGCAAAGAUGUGGAUGUCAUGUGGUACCACAAUGAGGCAGAGAUCAAGCCCUCUAAGAUGGUGGCCAUUAAGGCCGAGGGCAAACGCAGAACCCUCAUCAUCAAGAAAGUUGCCGACAAAGACAAAGGACAGUACCUAUGUGAUUGUGGAACAGACAAGACAACGGCAAUGCUUCACAUUGAAGCUCGCCACAUCAAGGUGGUUCGGCCGAUGUAUGGCGCUGAGGUCUUUGACGGAGAGACCGCUCGAUUUGAGGUCGAGCUCAGUGAGGACGAUGUCCACGGCCAGUGGAAACUGAAUGGCGAAGUCCUCAGUCCAUCUGCUGAUGUUGAGAUCGUGGAGGAUGGUGCCAAACACACACUGGUCUUGUACAACUGCAAAGUGCCUCAAACAGGCGAGUUGGCGUUUACUGCCGCCAACGCCAAGUGUUCUGCUAACCUGAAAGUGAAGGAGCUCCCAGUCUCAUUCAUUACACCACUGGCUGAUGUGCACGUGUACGAAAAGGAUGAGGCAAGGUUUGAGCUGGAAAUUUCUAGAGAGCCCAAAAGCUUCCGUUGGCUGAAGGGAUCUCAGGAGUUGUCAAAUGAUGAUAAGUUUGAACUCCUGGUGGAGGGAAAGAGACACACUCUUAUUGUAAAACCUGCCAGAUAUGAAGAUGAAGCCAAAUACAUGUUUGAGGCUGAAGAUAAGAGGACAUCUGGAAAAUUAAUUAUCAAAGGUAUUCGCCUCGAAUUUAUUAAGCCGAUUAAAGAUGUGACCGUGAAGGAACGUGAAACAGCAGAGUUCAGCAUUGAACUCUCUCAUGAAAAGAUCCCGGUAGUCUGGUACAAAAACGACAUCCGUCUGCACCCCAGCAAGGUGGUGCACAUGUCAGAGGUCGGAAAAGUCCACACACUGGCCUUCAAGGAGGUCACCAUCGAUGACACCUCCAUGAUCAAAGUCGAGGCCAUGGGCAAGACCUCAGAGGCCAUGCUCACAGUGCUCGAGGGCGACCUGUACUUCACAGUGAAACUCCAGAACUACACCGCCGUCGAGAAGGACGAGAUCAUUUUGGCCUGCGAGCUGAGCAAAGCCAAAGACGAAGUCAAAUGGUUCAAAGACGGUAACGAAAUCUUUCCCUCCAAGAACAUUCUCAUCCAAUCAGACGGCAAGAAGCGCAUGCUGGUCAUCAAGAAGGCGGCAAAGAGCAACAUUGGAGCGUAUACCUGCGACUGUGGCACCGACAAAACCACAGCUGACCUGAACAUCGAAGGUAAUACCUGCGGCGAGCUGGCUCCUCCCCCAGACCCCGAUCAGGACUGCAGAAUCAGGCCCUGCCCACCGUCCAAUCACCGAAACCUCGCCUCCCUCCGUCCUUCAUUACUGUGUCCUGUACUCUCAUUCUGAAUGUUUGUAGUGUUUGGGACACUUGAGGAUAAUCCAGCCCUAUACAUCUUAAGUGAUCGUUAUAACUGUAUAUAGAAGCAUGUAAAAGUUUAACCAAUCCCGUAAUCAUGCUAGCUCUCUUUUAAAAUGCAGCAGAGAGAUUCAGAUAGGGGGUGUGGCCAUGAGGCUACGUAAUGUGUGAUCUGGGAGGUAACGCCGACCAGAGUGACAGACUGACCACUGUUCACAAUAGCAAGAAUAUAGCAGCCGGUAGUCAGAGCUAACAGAGCUAAAGGAGCUAACCAGCCAUAAAUAGCUGUGUCAGACUCCACUGGAGCUUUUACAGUGACUAGAAGCAUAUUCAUGCUGUUUGUAAAAGUUUUUGUGUGCUACCUGUGUUGUAAAGCUAGCGGUUUAGAGAGGCUAACUCUCCAGUGUCUAUGGUAGAGUGUCAGGCUAACGGCUGUGUAGCAUUCCACAGUCUGCAGAGUGGAGACGUUGGUCUUAUAUAAGCAGGGGUUAGUUGGUGACAAAAGCUGCCACUACUAAUGUCACCUGCCUCCAGAUCAGCCAAUAGCAAAAUUCAAGUCCAGUAGCAGGUUUCAACCAGUAGAGGGUGAAAAAUAAUAAAUAAUUAAAAUAAUUUGCACUAAAAUGUUCAGAUUGGGACCUAAAUAGGAUGUAAACUAUUUAUUUAUAGUUGUUGAUCAUAUUAAGAACACAUUUAUGAAGUUGAUUAUUUCUAUUUUUAUUUAUUGCUAAUACAUGAAUGAUUAAUAGCAAUAAUAGUAAUAGCUGCAAAAAAAAUAAAAUCUGGAUUUAUUUCUGACAGGAACACUGUUCUGAUGAAAUAAUAAGUAAAUUACUUCCUAAAAAGACACUUGAACAAUUUUAACAAAAUUUGAAAUUUGCAAAAUUACAAAAUAACUCUCAUGAACUUUAUUAAAGUUUCCAAUCAAUAAUAUGUUAU
Morone saxatilis (striped sea-bass) is the source of this 4075-nucleotide messenger RNA. Its product is annotated as titin-like. The record is from RefSeq and is a predicted model, not a curated record. The transcript is spliced from 8 exons. The coding region runs from base 1135 to 3126 and encodes 663 amino acids. Lineage: Eukaryota; Metazoa; Chordata; Actinopteri; Moronidae.